Messenger RNA from Cucurbita maxima (winter squash), 1517 nucleotides. RefSeq names its product probable protein kinase At2g41970. The coding region runs from base 284 to 1384 and encodes 366 amino acids. Gene Ontology annotation, biological process: protein phosphorylation. NCBI's taxonomy places the organism in Eukaryota, Viridiplantae, Streptophyta, Magnoliopsida, Cucurbitales, Cucurbitaceae. Gene Ontology annotation, molecular function: ATP binding; protein tyrosine kinase activity. The record is from RefSeq and is a predicted model, not a curated record. The transcript is spliced from 9 exons.
CCAUAUGAUUUGGGUUGCAUUUAGCUUGUUAAUGGGGACGAGAAGCUCCUGUUUGCUUAUUUGUUUGCAUGCCAAGUCUCUGGGAGACAUGCCCACAACCUGUUUGAAUGUUUGUCUGUGUGAAUAUCAAGUUACCGAAAUCUACUUCUCCACAAACGGGAGCUGAAUUUUUAUGGUGGUAGAAGCUUACAGACAGAAUGAUACUGCCUGUCAUGGUCGGUUUGGUGUCACAGCAAGAACGACUCCAGAAGUUUUUGAGGCUACUACGAAUUGACGGGAAGCGAUGUUCUGCUGCGGAGGUGUGGAGGAGGAAAAUUAUGGCGCGCCUUCGAGUCAAUAUUCAGCCCCACCGAGGGGAAAUACGUAUGGUGGCAGCGAGAGAGGAGAGCCUAGGAGCUCCAAUGUUGUCAGAGGUGGACCUCCUCAGCAAAUAUUGCCUAUUGAAACACCAGUCAUUACACUGGAUGAACUAAACAGGUUAACAAGUAAUUUUGGUGCGAAAUCUUUCAUUGGAGAAGGUUCUUACGGUCGGGUUUAUUAUGCAACGUUAAAGUGCGGUCAGGCUGCUGCAAUAAAGAAACUGGAUACCAGUUCUUCACCGGAGCCCGACAACGAUUUUGCAGCUCAGCUAUCAGUUGUUUCUAGGCUCAAGCAAGAGAACUUUUUGGAGUUAAUUGGGUAUUGUUUGGAGGCUAAUAAUCGAAUCUUGAUAUAUCCGUUUGCAAAAAUGGGUUCUUUGCACGAUAUAUUACAUGGAAGAAAAGGAGUACAAGGUGCUGAGCCUGGUCCAGUGCUUACUUGGAGCCAGAGAGUUAAAGUUGCCUUUGGUGCAGCCAAAGGCCUUGAGUAUCUACAUGAGAAGGUUCAGCCUUCCAUAGUUCAUCGUGAUAUCCGGUCGAGUAAUGUUCUUCUCUUCGACGACUUCCUCGCGAAGGUUGCUGAUUUCAACUUGACAAAUCAAUCGUCGGAUACAGCAGCACGACUUCAUUCAACUAGGGUCUUAGGAACAUUCGGUUACCAUGCUCCAGAGUAUGCUAUGACAGGACAGAUUACUCAAAAGAGUGACGUUUAUAGCUUUGGCGUAGUUCUUCUCGAACUUUUGACAGGACGAAAGCCAGUAGAUCACACGAUGCCUAAGGGACAACAGAGUCUUGUUACUUGGGCAACACCAAGAUUAAGUGAGGACAAGGUGAAACAGUGUGUAGAUCCCAAGCUAAACAACGAUUACCCACCAAAAGCGAUAGCAAAGUUGGCAGCAGUUGCGGCCUUGUGUGUUCAGUACGAGGCUGACUUCAGGCCAAACAUGACAAUUGUGGUUAAGGCUCUCCAGCCGCUUCUAAAUUCUUCAAAACCACCAGGACCUGAAGCUCAACCUCGUCCAUGAGAUAAUACACAUUUUAGUUAACAUACAGCCAGCACAGGCACAAGCACUAGUGCAAGCACAGUAAUCUCCCCUGUAACUUGUGAUCUUACUCCAUUAUUCUACAGUUGAAAGGAAAUUGUCAAGAUGCCCAAAC